AUGUCUGGCAAUUAUCCCAGUGAGUUGUCUAAAAACACUUUGUUGCCAAUUUCCAAACAAAACAAAAAUCCAAGUGACUCAGACGCCGAAAGCUGUAAAAGCAGUGAAUUUGGCGGCCUGUUCGACCAGCAGCUUAUAGAGAAGUAUGAAGAAGAACAUCAUGAAUUCAUGCAGUAUGGGCUUUCACAAAAGAGCGAAUUAAUUUUACGGAGAAUUUCGAUGUCAAAGCAGGUUCCUUAUGAGUUCAGAAUCCAGCCAUUUUUCCGUUUACUUGUUGGGGCUUAUCAAGAACUGAAUUUAAAUGAAAUCGAAGUUGCGGUGUGAGCAAUUUAUAUUGAGCGCUUUGUUUGACCAGAACCUCAGGCAACGCUUCAUUACUUGUUAGUUACUACAGCAUUUGCUGCGAAAUUACACAUGAAUGAUGAUAUAUUUUAUUAGUUAAUUUAAAAUAUAAGCUUGAAAAAUAAAAAAGUUAGCAUGAUAAGUCUAUAUAAAAUAGAAUUUUUUUGCAAAGCACAUUAUGCAGCUGAAAAUAAUUUAAAAUAAUAUACAAAUCACUUAAAAGAAUAUCUUAAAACAAAAAUUUUGGGCUUUGAAGAAAAUUUUGCUUUAUGAUAUUCGCAAAAUGAAAAAAAUAUGAUGAUUUCUCUGCAAGAGCUGAAUACAGUUUAUUCAAAUCUUGGAGAAUGAAUGGAGAAAUCAAAAGACAACAUGGCCUUUGAAUUGAAUUAUUAUGUGGACGAUAUACUCAAAUCUUCGCUGCCAUACCAAUCUGAAGCCAAAGAGCUUCAAAACGAUUUCAAGUCAGGAGCUAAGCAAAUCAAUAUUGAGCAUAUCCCUUGCUUCGCGAAAAAUACCUACUUUAUAUUAAAAUUCCUAUAUACAUAAAAUGGCGUAUGGCGACCGACCCGUCCUCCCAGUGACGGUAACCUGUGUAUAUCCGGGCAUGGUUUUCUGGAGAAGCGACUUAGCCCAGCAGUAUCUGGACCCUGGUGGCGACCAGGGAUGAACACAGACCCGUCUGAUCGUGGCCAGAUCCUAGGGCAGUUAGUAGCAUCUCCUUUUUCCAGCAGCACCCAAGCCAGUGGGUGCCCGAAAUGGAGCAGGGCGACUUACCUGCUCAAGCUGCUAUUGUGGUCUGCCCCGAAUCGCGGAAGUGAUUGAGUAUUUUGUCAAGCGGAUAAGCUGGCAAAAGGGGAGGCAGAUUAGACAGCCUAAAGGCGGUCUCUCCAGUUAAAAGGGUCCUUUUAAAGGACGAUCUGGCCAACCGGAGACAGAGACUGGCGUAACUCGGGGCAAAAGGCUGAGUUGGAAAUGGUGGUGCUCAGCGACGGUCUGCUGACGACCCAAUAGGGCAACCACUACCGAGAAACCAGGGGUUUCGGCCUGGGCUCAGAGAGCCAGUGAUGGAAGUCCAUCCUUUUCGCUCGUGCCAGCACGGCUCCUCACGGAGCGCGGAGGAAUGUCACGCAUGGAAGAAGGGACCUUAAACACACAUCGUUCUAAUCUAAUCUAAUAUUAAAAUUCCUAAUUUUAAAUGAAUUUUUCAAAUAAAUAAUUUUUUAAUAUAAAAAUUUAGGAAUAUAUUUGAAAUAAACUCAUAAUAUCCCGGUUAUGCCAUUACAAUUUCCUCCAGUGGAAGUUCGACAGAUAAAUUUUUAUGACAAUUUGCUACCUCCUCUAUCAAAUCCAAAUAGUGGUGCCUCACCUGUAUUGAAUCUGCACCCCCAAGUUUCUGAAGACACAGAUUUUCUGAAUUUAACCCCGAAUUAUUCUCAAAAAGGUAAAUCAAGUGCUAGCUUUUAA
Molecule: messenger RNA, 1806 nt
Organism: Blepharisma stoltei
Lineage: Eukaryota; Ciliophora; Heterotrichea; Heterotrichida; Blepharismidae
Source: the annotation of a GenBank genome assembly